UUAAAAUAUUCAUGAUAUCAUUUCUUACUUAAAAUUAAGAUUAUUUCAACUUUUAUAUUAAGAAUGGCAGGUGCUAGUAAUAGAACAAAACUAUUAAUUGAAAUAUUGAUUUUAAUUAUUUUAUUAAUAACCAAUAACACGACUGCUUUAGAAGAAAAUGUGACAGCGAAUGCUCAAGAAACGGUUUCUUCAGAGUCUGUACAAACAUCAACAGUAGUUAAUAAUAAGGAAAUAGAUGAAGAAUUAUUUUCAUCAACUUCUGUACCAGAAAAGUUAAUUUCAACGCCAGCAGUUAUUACUAAAUUUGAAAAUAAUUCUCAAAAAGAAGCAGUGCAAAAUAGUAAAACAAAUACAGCUUCUGAUAAUUCACAGCUGCUGAAUAAUGUCUCGGAACAAUGAAAAAUUCUUGAGAGUACAACCCAGUUACCCAUUUCUUCACAGGAUAAUGAGGAAUAUUACAGUGCCACAUUUACAGUGAAUGAAACAGCUGCUAUGGAAGCCUUGGAUGCUUUUAAAGCUUUUAAUCCAAAUAAAAAAUUGUCCAGCGGCGCUCGGAAAGCUUUUACGGUUCAAUUGAAAUUUGAUUUUCCAUAUUUUGGUGCUCCAAUCAAAAAUAUAACAGUUGCAAAUGGCGGGUUUAUUUAUACGGGUGAAUAUGUUCAUCCAUGGUUAGCUGCCUUACAAUAUAUUGCACCAUUGAUGGCUAAUUUUGAUCCAAAUCUUUCAGAAGACUCUUUUGUAAAAUAUUUUGAUAACGGUACCGCUUUUCACAUAUUAUGGGAAAAUAUGUUAUUACGAGAUAAGCCUGAAGUUGGACCAUUUACGUUUAGUACAACAUUACAUGAUAAUGGUGACAUUGUUUUUGUAUAUUAUAACAUACCAGUUAAAAUUGAUCAAAACCAAGAUGGCAAAAGUCCCUUCAAAGUUGGACUCUCUAAUGCGUAUUUAAUUUACAAAAAUAUGAAACAAGCAACUAAAGGCAAAUCUAAUUUUGAUCAUCAAAAAUUUGAUGUAAAUUUUGAAAAUGUACAAAAUAAUUCAAUCGUAUAUCUAAAAGCAUUACCAAAUUGCUUACAAUAUACGGAUUGCGUAUCCUGUGCGAAUCAUAAAACAACUUUUGAUUGUGGCUGGUGUCCCGACGUGAAUAAAUGUGCUGCAGAAGUUGGAAAGAAAAGUCAAGAUUGGAUCAAAAAAGGUAAAACAGUUUUUAAUAAAUUGUAUUAA
This is a messenger RNA of Condylostylus longicornis, 1224 nucleotides long. Its product is annotated as plexin domain-containing protein 2-like. The coding region runs from base 493 to 1224 and encodes 243 amino acids. Lineage: Eukaryota; Metazoa; Arthropoda; Insecta; Diptera; Dolichopodidae. The record is from RefSeq and is a predicted model, not a curated record. The transcript has 7 exons.